AUGAUUUCAAGCUACUUCUUGCUCAUUGCUACUUGGACGGUUUUAGCUUUUGCUGCCCCAUUAAAAAGAAAGGAUGACUCCUUCAACCCACUUGACCAUGUAGACUUGUUUUACGGCACUGAGAAUGGAGGAAACAUGUUCCCUGGGGCUACUCGUCCUUUUGGAAUGGCCAAAAUAGGUGUAGAUGUUUUGGAUCCAAGCUUUGGUAAUGCAUACUCUGGUUACGCUCCGGGCGGGGAGAUUAAUGGUAUUUCAAUGAUGCACGAAAGUGGUACUGGUGGUGCUCCGGAAUAUGGUGUCGUUUCUCAAUUGCCGUUUACUGGGGAGUUCAAUCCUGGAAAAGAGUUGACAUUAGCAAGGGUGCAACAUGAUACAGCUCAAGUUGGUUACUACGGUGUCAAUACAAGUGACGUUGAUAUAGAGGUUGUUGCAGGUGAGAGGUUUGGCAUUUUGAAAUACAACUACCGCAACUUGACUGAAGAUUCCCAAAUUCUAGUCAAUGUUUCUCAUCAUUUAGGUGCUCCGGAUAGACCUUGGUGGACACAGAGGUUCGUUAAUGGCUCAAUAGAUGCAACAACUCAAGGUUACACUGGAGUUGCAACGUUUAAAGGAGGAUGGGGAGACCAACUGGCUUGGAACAUACACUUUUGCUGCAACUUUAGCACAGAAGCAACAACAAUCGCAACAUUUGACAACAAUGGAACUACAAAAUCAAGCCAAUCAGUUCUGAAAGCAUCCCAAGAUAACUCAUUCGGCGUUGUGUUCAACUUUGGCAAGGCUCUGGAAGUUACAUCACAAGUUGGGAUCUCUUUCAUUUCGGCUGAAAGGGCUUGUUUCAACAUCAACUAUGACCAUACCUUCAAUUCCUUGCUAGAAGAAACACGAAAGACCUGGACUGAGGAGGUGUUCAACAAAUUCGACUUGACUGGAGAUUCCAACACGAUUGACCAAUUUUACACCAACUUGUAUGGAACUCAUUUGAUCCCAACCAACAAAACCGGGGAAAACCCAAAUGCAAAUUGGCAGCCAUCUGACACUUAUUAUGACGAUUUUUUCACAAUCUGGGACUCCUUUAGAUGCUUGAACCCAUUAAUCAACAUUGUCAACCCAACAAGAGGCUCGGAAAUUGUCCAAUCUUUGGUAAACAUCUACAGAAAUGAAGGCUGGACACCAGAUGGUCGUUCGGCCAACCAAAAUGGGCGUGUCCAAGGAGGAACCAACAGCGACGUGGUUAUGGGGGAUGCUGCUGUCAAGUCGAUUGAAAAUGUUGACUGGUCCGCUGCAUAUUCUGCAAUGAAACACAAUGCCGAAGUAGCACCUCCCUAUUGGCAUGAUUCUUUCGCCCCAGACGCAUCAACAAAGGAAGGACGUGGAGCCCUUCCAGACUGGUUAAAAUACGGUUAUGUGACCCGUAAUUACACAAGAUCAGUAAGCCGUACAAUCGAAUAUGCUUAUGAUGAUUUUGCCCUUAGUGUGGUUGCAAAACAAUUAGGAUAUCAAGAUGACCAUGAAAAAUAUCUUGCCCGAUCUGCCAAUUGGCAAAAGAUAUGGAACAAAGACGCCACAGCUGAUGGAUACAACUAUACUGGAUUUGUUCAACCUCGGAAUGCUGAUGGAAGUUUCAAUUCAACAAACUAUGACCCGUUUUCAUGUGGUGGUUGCUAUUGGGGAGAUGAUGAAUAUGAGGGUAAGCCAGUUGAAUAUGGCUUUGCUGUGCCCCACGAUAUUGAAACUUUGCUUUCCCUUAUUGGAAGCAACGAAACUUUCAUUGAACGGAUCAAUGAUUUGUACCCUUUGCAUGGGAAACAAGUUGCUGAUGUAGGUAAUGAGCCCAGUUUUCUCACGCCUUUCUUGUUCAACUUUGUCAAUCAACAGUACAGGUCAGUGGAAUUGGUCAAUUACAUAUUGAAGAAUGAUUUCAAGCAAGGAAGCAAAGGUUUGCCAGGGAAUUCAGACGGAGGAGCAAUGCAAGCUUGGGUUAUUUUCAGCUUGAUUGGCUUGUAUCCAAUAGCCGGAACCACCACUUACUUAAUCACCUCCCCAUCAUUGAGCAGCAUCAAAUUGAAAUUGGAAAAUGGUGCAAAUGUGCACAUUUCAGCCAAAAAAUUGUCCAAUGAGAAUAUCUAUGUCCAAAGUUUGAAAGUGAAUGGCCAAGAAUGGAACCAAAACUGGAUUGAUCAUGAUACAUUGUUUGGCGAAAAAGGCGGGUCAAUUGAGUUUCAAUUGGGAAGUGAUGCCAAGAUUUGGGAGUCGGGCAAUGCUCCACCAAGCUCUGGUCACUACACAGCUUCAGAGUAG
Messenger RNA from Lodderomyces theae, 2298 nucleotides. RefSeq lists its product as uncharacterized. Gene Ontology annotation, cellular component: nucleus; cytosol. NCBI's taxonomy places the organism in Eukaryota, Fungi, Ascomycota, Pichiomycetes, Serinales, Debaryomycetaceae. The transcript has a single exon. The record is from RefSeq and is a predicted model, not a curated record. Gene Ontology annotation, biological process: protein quality control for misfolded or incompletely synthesized proteins; carbohydrate metabolic process; glycoprotein catabolic process. Gene Ontology annotation, molecular function: peptide-N4-(N-acetyl-beta-glucosaminyl)asparagine amidase activity; carbohydrate binding. The coding region runs from base 1 to 2298 and encodes 765 amino acids.